Molecule: messenger RNA, 4023 nt
Organism: Ilyonectria robusta
Lineage: Eukaryota; Fungi; Ascomycota; Sordariomycetes; Hypocreales; Nectriaceae
Exons: 4
Coding region: 1-4023 (1340 amino acids)
Biological process (GO): nucleoside metabolic process
Molecular function (GO): catalytic activity
Source: RefSeq, a predicted model, not a curated record
AUGAGUCCAACACUCGGGCAUUACCCUCAGAGUGCGGCCCCAAUAGGUCCGACGACGACGGUCUUCUGGCCGCCCCCAACAGAGCCCGGAUAUGCUUCUUUUAGAGACUAUUUUCGCGGACAACACGAAAGCCAUGUGGAACCAAAGGCCAUCUGGGAUGAGCAAGACGCGACAAUCUUGGAGUUCGACGAUCCCGCAACAGAAUACACCCACACACCGAGUGUUGCGACAUGGAAAAGAGAAAGCUACAUUUCGGACUUUGCGGAUGAUCUACUCAGAAGUAUCAAUGACCUGCAGCCAGACAAACAAGAAAUUGGGAGAUUGUCCACCAUUCUCCCACAUUUGCUCAUGGCUUUUGCUCUUAGACUUAGCUAUAAGGCACCAACAGCAAAGCAUCGUGACGUGAUGCAAUUUGUCUACAGAUACCGGAGAGACAUCGCCGACGCUUUCAGGGACAGGGGCCUGCGAAAAGAAGAAGAUCCCCCAGAUGCAGCUAAGGCCAACGGAGAGGACAUUCCUCUCGAUGAAUUAAUGAGUUCCUGGUUUGCAAGGCAAGAUCUAACUUCUGUUCAUGAAGAAAAAUCGAUACAAGGACUUCACGAGGGAUUUGACGACGUUGACUUGAACUCCAGGCGCAACCAAGACGCUCAAGAUGACAUUGCAUCGACAACGGGUUAUCGAGACUUCGUUCUUGACACAUAUGCAUUCCGAUGGCUUCUUGCCCGUUUACGUGUGGAGAUGCGCUUAGUUCCAACCGAACCAAAGUCAAUAGAGACUAUAAGUCAAACUAUUGUAUCUUCACUAUAUCCAUCCUAUGUACUUAGCAGGGAACCACACUCAGAAGAGUUCAAAGCGACCUUUGUGAUCCACUGGGACUUGCUGGGAUUCUUGGAGCAUCAACAGUACACUACCGGCCAUGCCGAGGCUGUCUCUAAAGUGAUUACCUUGACUGGAUCCGGUCAAGAUGCACAGGCUCUAACAUGUGCCGAAUACCUGGCUCAGACAUGGCCACUCACAGGAGAUCUGAUGAUGCAACUGGUCAAAGAUGUUCUGGAUGAGAAAAACGGUCUUGCGCAAUCAGGCCAUUUCCCUGAUGGGACUUCAUUCUCAGCUCGGAUCCAAAGGCCAAGAUUCAUUCUUGAGGCUUGCGGAAACCCAAGUUCUCUUGCAGAGGUCGGGGAACAGUUAGCCUGGCUUGCGUCCGCUCUUCAGCCUUCACCUGGCGAAAAUGGUCUCUUUUCUUGCACUCCCUUCAUUCGCUACAUAAAUCCGUCCAUGUCUUCGUCUCGGCUGUCCAAAUCGUCGGUAUCAGCUGCUCUUACAUACAAGAUUGGGUUUAGUAUCGAAGAAGUUGAAAAGCCUGUCGACAGUGCAAGUUGCGAAUGCUGGCACGACAUGUUUCUGAACCCUAUGAUCGUUCGAGGGUAUCCAAUUCCGUCGAGAGUCGAGUCAAAUACUGGUAUGGAGAUUCCACUCCAUAUCAUGGCUGGCUUGGCUCGAAGCGAGCAAGUGGAUCAGUUCAACGGAAAGACUUUCAUUAAAGGAUUCUCUACUCUUCUUGUUCCAGCUAAGCGCAUUGGAGACAUGCUUCUCUGGCAUCUACUUUACAAAAAAGAUGGAAGUCGUAUCUCUUACCCAGAUAGUGCUGUACCUCACGCCGGGGACAUUAGCAGUCUUGAUCUGGGGAGUCUUCAACAUGUGCUUGGUUGGUGCUCGGAAGCCGAGUUCUAUUCCGGUUCUGCCCAGGCUAACCAUCAUGUGGGCGGUUCGGGACUGAGCAAACCGCAAGAACACGGUUAUCUUGCUAACCUAGUUGUGUCUCCAGGCAGAGGCAUAAUGGGAGGCGCUGCGUUUGUUUUGGGCCUCAGAGAUACGCCAGCCCAUGUGGCUCGCAAUAGCUACAUACCGAAACUCCAAUGGAUUGCAACCAAGUUUGUACUGUUGUGGGAUGAAAGCGAUAAACGAGGCUGGCUCAUCAAUGGGACCAGUGCAUUGCUAUACAUUGUCAGAGCAUCCUUGGCAUACAAUAGUACGGACAAGUUCAAAGCUGCAUUUCUCUUCAGACCAGAGGAUAUGAAGGAGUCCUCAGCACCCUUCACGGCCGAUUCAGCAAUUGAUGUGCUCAUCCACCCCGACAAUUUGGCACUUAAGCUAUACCAAGAGAAGGAAGGCCACUUGUUGCUCCAAAGCCGAAUCGAGCGCUUCUACAGUAUUCUGGAGAAACUCAUCGAUCAUCAAGCCGAUGUUUCAGGUGAAGAUGGCUCGAAAUUGGUUGACAAACCACGCCAAUACCUCGAAGGCUGGGAUUUCAGGGACCUCGUCACAUCCCGCGAUCCCAUGUAUCCACGAGUGACCACUCUGGAGGCCGGAGGCAAGGCAUGGGUUGACUUGACUCGAGCCUUGCACACAAUCACCCUAUUUGGUCGCGGCUUUGGUGAGCUUAUCAAGCCAGCCGGUGCAGACACUUGCGAGUACUGGUCUGAGUUGCCCAAGCAAAAGUACUAUGUGGCAGCUGGUCUUUCGGAUUUGAUUCAGGUGAGGAAUAACAACGACUACCACAACGACGGACAGGUGAGACUCAGCGAAACGACUAUAUGGCACACCCCAACUGCCCUAUUUGUGUCUUGUCGAUGCCAAGGGGCGCUGAGACGAGAUCACUGUGAACCAGUGCAAGCGUUGUUACCUUCGGCAAUGUUGAAGUUGCUGCUCCCUAGGAAGGCUCUUGUCCCAGAGGAAAGUUCUGGUGCAGUUAUAUUUGGGCAGCACUCGGCUUUUCCCUGGGUUUGGGGGGACUAUGGCCCUCCUGAAGAGGGCACGCGGCCACCUCUUUCUAAGGCAACCGACGUGGGCUCAUUUCAUGACAGCGGAAUUGAUUCCAGUACAGGAUUGUCAAAUGAAGACAGCUCGGAGUUGUCCCACUCAACCACGCCAGGACUGAAUCGAAUUGCGAGCAACGACGGCAUCGAUGACCUCUGGUCAACUUCCACGCCUGGUGUCGCCGAAAUUUAUUCUCAGCAUGACUAUACCGUCGGCAUCCUGUGUGCACUACCAAAGGAACUCAAAGCUGUGCGAGCCCUUUUCGAUAAAGAGCACGACAGCCUCGACAAUGUGGCCGGAGACACCAACCAUUACAAAUUGGGACAAAUGAACAGGCAUAUGGUUGUCGCAGCCUGUCUGCCCAAAGGAGACUACGGAACAAACCCCGCCGCUGAUUCCGCCGCUAACAUGAGGAGGAGUUUCCCAAGCAUCAAGUUUUGUCUCUUGGUGGGCAUAGGCGGUGGCGUGCCGUCGAGAGAGCAGGACAUUCGCCUCGGCGAUGUUGUCGUGAGUUCACCCACAGCGGAUUACCCAGGCGUAAUCCAAUACGACCGCGGCAAGGAAAAUGAGAAUAGUGACUUUGAGACAACCGGAUCCCUCCCGCCGCCACCAUGGUUCCUAAUGACAGCAAUCAGCUGUUUGGAAUCAAAUCCAGAUCGUGCCUCUAAUUCUCUUCAGCCCUAUCUUGUGCAGAUUGAAUCGCGUCUUCCCCUCAGCGAAAGGCCAAAGUACAAACGCCCGGGGCAAGAAUAUGAUCAGUGCUCCCAGACCGAAUGCUCAAGAUGCCAGGACAUUGGCGAGUGUGCCGAACGCAACAACUAUUUGAGGAGCAGGGCCCGUCGGUCAACAAAUGAUCCAGAAGUAUUCUACGGGCUCAUUGCCUCUGGAAAUCGGGUGAUUAAGGAUGCUCACGUCCGGAACAAAUGGGCCAAAAAAUGCGGUGUUUUGUGCUUCGAGAUGGAAGCAGCAGGAAUCAUGAACACAUUCCCGUGCCUUGUUAUUCGAGGCAUCUGCGAUUAUGCAGAUUCGUCUAAGAACAAGGUCUGGCAAGAGUAUGCAGCUGCCACGGCUGCUGCAUAUGCCAAGUUGCUGCUCGGCGAAGUUGCUUUGUUCGAAGGGCAGCAUGGGUCUUCAUUGGGAAAACGAAGUCAGACUCCAGGUUACGGAGCUCAAGAGAGGAUAUGUGAGAAACGACAAAGAGUAUGA